Messenger RNA from Raphanus sativus (radish), 1231 nucleotides. RefSeq names its product probable fructokinase-4. Gene Ontology annotation, cellular component: cytosol. The record is from RefSeq and is a predicted model, not a curated record. Gene Ontology annotation, molecular function: fructokinase activity. The coding region runs from base 80 to 1060 and encodes 326 amino acids. Gene Ontology annotation, biological process: fructose metabolic process. NCBI's taxonomy places the organism in Eukaryota, Viridiplantae, Streptophyta, Magnoliopsida, Brassicales, Brassicaceae. The transcript has 4 exons.
UCUUCGCUCUCUAAUACCUCUCAUAUCCAAAACCUGAUCUCUACUGUCUGACCGUCCGAUAAACACACUCCGAUCACAAAUGUCAACAUCCAACGGCGAGAAAAGCUUGAUCGUGAGCCUCGGUGAGAUGCUCAUCGACUUCGUUCCCACCGUCUCCGGCGUCUCACUCGCCGAGGCUCCUGGCUUCAUCAAGGCCCCCGGUGGCGCACCUGCCAACGUCGCCAUCGCCGUGUCACGUCUCGGUGGUCGCGCUGCUUUUGUCGGAAAGCUCGGUGACGACGAGUUCGGUCACAUGCUCGCCGGGAUCUUGAAACAAAACGGCGUCUCUGCCGAAGGAAUCAACUUUGACACCGGAGCUAGGACAGCACUCGCGUUCGUGACGCUAAGAUCCGACGGAGAACGUGAGUUUAUGUUCUACCGGAACCCUAGCGCCGACAUGCUCCUCUGUCCCGAUGAGCUUAAUCUCGAUCUCAUCAAAUCUGCUAAGGUGUUCCACUAUGGAUCAAUAAGCCUCAUCGUUGAGCCAUGCAGAUCUGCUCACCUGAAGGCCAUGGAGGUGGCUAAAGAAGCCGGUGCGUUGCUCUCUUACGACCCAAACUUGAGGCUGCCAUUGUGGCCCUCGAAGGAGGAGGCUAAGAAGCAGAUUCUUAGCAUCUGGGACAAAGCUGAAGUGAUCAAAGUCAGUGAUGAAGAGCUUAUGUUUUUGACUGGAUCUGAUAACGUUGAUGAUGAGACUGCUUUGUCCCUGUGGUAUGAUAACUUGAAACUUCUCUUGGUCACUUUGGGGGAAAAGGGUUGUAACUAUUACACCAAGAGUUUCCGUGGAUCUGUUGAUCCAUUCCGUGUGAACACAGUGGAUACAACUGGAGCUGGUGAUUCAUUUGUUGGUGCCUUGCUUAACAACAUUGUUGAUGACCGCUCUAUACUUGAGUACGAAGCUCGUCUUAGAGAAGUGCUUAGGUUUGCUAAUGCAUGUGGAGCCAUAACAACUACAAAGAAAGGAGCAAUUCCAGCUCUUCCUACAGUGUCUGAGGUUCAGACUCUCCUCAAUGGAAACUGAUCGAUCUACAAGUCUGGAUUUUUAAUUUCACGUUUUACUUUUUUUUUUCAUUUUGCUUUUGGUUUGUUGUUCAGACAACUGUUUGAUCCUGGUAUCGAUCUUGUUUUAUUCAACUGUCUUGUAUUUUGUGUCUCACUUUAAUUAAAAAAAAAGUAACUCGUUACCAUUUUA